This is a messenger RNA of Sceloporus undulatus (fence lizard), 3550 nucleotides long. RefSeq names its product probable E3 ubiquitin-protein ligase IRF2BPL. Lineage: Eukaryota; Metazoa; Chordata; Lepidosauria; Squamata; Phrynosomatidae. Gene Ontology annotation, cellular component: nucleus. Gene Ontology annotation, molecular function: transcription corepressor activity. The record is from RefSeq and is a predicted model, not a curated record. Gene Ontology annotation, biological process: regulation of transcription by RNA polymerase II.
GGAGGGGCAGAGCCGCAAGCCAGGAGCCCUCAGCCAACCCUCCCCCCCCGACGUCUCCUCCGUCCAGAGUGACACUCCGGCUUCCCCCGGAUCCCAAUUCCGAGGAGCGCGCGAGGAUGUGAGCCCAGGAAGAGGAGCAGGAGCAGCAGGAAGGACCCAAAGAGUGGCUGGCCCCGAGGAGGAAGAAGAGGAAGAGGAGGAGGAGGAGGAGGAGGAUGCCGCCGCCGACUUGAGGCGCCCCUUACCAACCAACCCGACCCCCAGGUUGCAAAGCAGCCGCGUGGGUCCCCCUCUCCCCCCUUUUCCCUCCCUCUCCCCCCUCCACAACCCCCCAAAAUCCACCCCUUCCAAGGGCCCUCGCAACCCUCGGGAGGGGAAGCGGGCAAGCUCGGGUCAGCGCCGGAGCAGCAGGUAGUGGAGCUCCCCUUGCUCGCUCUCCAAAACUCUCUCUCCUUGCCCUCCUCGGAGCCUGCCUGCCUGCCUUCCGCCCCCCCCCCCCCCCAGACCCAGGAAGAACAGGAGGAGACACCGAGGAAACAGCCCUCAGCUGCGGCUGGACGGCGGAGGGCGGGUAGUAAGUCUCACCCUUUCCUUCCUUCCUUCCUUCCUUCCUUCCUUCCUUCCUUCCUUCCUUCCUUCCUCUUUCUUUCCUUUAUUCCUUCCUUCCUCUUUUCCUCCCUUCCUUCCUUCUUCUCUUCUCUUCCUUCCUUCUCUUCCUUCCUUCACUCCUUCUUCUUCCUUCCCAGGCAGGUAAAAGGGAGGCAAAGCGAGCAGGAAGGAGCCCUCCCCCUCCAAGCCUUCCUCCUCCUCCUCCUCAUCAUCUUCCUCCUCCAGCGAAGAGCGGGAAGGAGCUCCAGCCCCUGGGAAGCCCACCGGCCGGACUAGAGAGAGGAGAGGACCGGCGAAUUAACCAGAGCCCGGGGCCGGCGGCAGCCAUGUCGGCCUCGCAGGUCUCGUCGUCGCGGCGGCAGUCGUGCUACCUGUGCGACCUUCCCCGGAUGCCGUGGGCCAUGAUCUGGGACUUCAGCGAGCCCGUCUGCCGGGGCUGCGUCAACUACGAGGGCGCCGACCGGAUCGAGUUCGUCAUCGAGACGGCCCGACAGCUCAAGCGCGCCCACGGCUGCUUCCAGGACGGACGCUCCCCGGGACCCCCGCCGCCUGUCGGGGUCAAAGCCGUGGCCGGGCUCUCCGCCAAGGAAGCGGCGGCGGCGGCGGCAGCAGCGGCGGCUGCAGCGGCCGCCGCCGUCCAGCAGCAGCAGCAGCAGCAACUCAACCAUGUGGACGCGGCCUCCAAAGCGCCGUCGGGGCUGGAGCGCUACGGCCUGAGUGAGCAGCGGAGCCGCUUCGAGUACCCGCCUCCCCCGCCUCCGCCGUCGGGCAGCCUGAGCGGGGGCCACGGCGGACGCCUCCCCAACGGCCUGGGCGGCCCCAACGGCUUCCCCAAAGUCCCCGACGACGGUCCGCCGGAGCUGAACCGCCAGAGCCCCAACUCCUCCUCGUCCUCGUCCUCCUCCCGUCGAGCGGCCCAUGGGGGGAUGGUGGGGGGCCUGCCCCCGGGCAGCGGAGGGGCCCAGCUCAACGUGCCGCCCAACCUGCUCCCGCAGACGCUGCUCAACGGACCCGCCGCCUCCGGAGUGGCCCUGCCUCCCCCGCGGGGACCCCCGACCUCCUCCUCCUCGUCCUCUUCGUCCUCCUCCUCGUCCUCCUCUUCUUCCUCGACGUCUUCCUCGGGAGGCGACCCUUGCGGGAAGCGCCCGGGCUCAGUCUCGAGCAGCAGCGGCGGCGGGGGCGGAGGCGUGGAGCAGGAGCGGGAGCUGAAGGAGAAGCAGCGCAACGCGGAGGCGCUGUCGGAGCUGAGCGAGAGCGUGCGGAACCGGGCGGAGGAGUGGUCGAGCAAACCCAAGCUGGUGCGGGAGACGCUGCUGACGCUGGCCAACUGCACCCCCUACGAGGUGCGCUUCAAGAAGGACCACGCGCUGCUGGGCCGCGUCUUCGCCUUCGACGCCGUCUCCAAGCCCGGGCUGGACUACGAGCUCAAGCUCUUCAUCGAGUACCCGAGCGGCUCCGGGACGGUCUUCGCCAGCGCCUCCGGGGUGGCCAAGCAGAUGUACCAGGACUGCAUGAAGGACUUCGGCCGGGGCCUCUCGUCGGGCUUCAAGUACCUCGAGUACGAGAAGAAGCACGGCUCGGGCGACUGGCGGCUCCUGGGGGACCUGCUGCCGGAGUCGGUGCGCUUCUUCAAGGAGAUGGUGGGCGCCGACAUGCUCCCGCAGCCCUACCUCGACGCCGCCUGCCCGAUGCUGCCCUCCACCCUGGUCAGCUUGCCCCGGGGGCCCGUCUCCUCGGCCGGGGCGGGGGGCAGCGGAGCGGCCUCCGGUCGCGGGCCUGGCGGAGGAGGGGGAGGCGGCGGCGGAGGAGGAGGCGGCGGCGGCGGCCUGAGGAAGAGGAAGGCCUCCCCGGAGCCGUCGGACUCGGGCUCGGAGGGCAGCCUCAAGCUGAGCGAGGAGCAACAGCGCCAGCAGUGGAUGGCCAGCCAGAGCGAGGCCCUCAAGCUGACCAUGGCCUCGGGGGGCUUGCCGGGGUGCCUCCCCCCCCCGCCCCCCCCCCCCCCUCCGCCUCUGGGGCCCCACUCCAACCGGACCACCCCGCCAGAGUCGGCCCCCCAGAACGGCCAGUCCCCGAUGGCCGCCUUGAUGUCGGUGGCUGACACUCUGGGCAAUGCCCACUCGCCCAAGGACGGCAGCAGCAGCUCGGUCCACUCGACCACCUCCUCCACGCGGCGGAACAGCAGCAGCCCGGUCUCGCCGGCCUCGGUGCCCGGCCAGCGCCGCCUGGCUUCCCGCAACGGAGCCCCCGGGGACCUCAGCCUGCCAGUGGCCCCCCCGCCGCCGCCUCCUCCGCCGCCGCCCCCCGGCGCCCACCCGGGCCUGGACCAAGGGCACCCCCAAAACAUUCCCGACUCGCCCAUGGCCAAUAGCGGACCCCUUUGCUGCACCAUUUGCCAUGAACGCUUGGAGGACACCCACUUCGUCCAGUGCCCCUCGGUGCCCAGCCACAAGUUCUGCUUCCCUUGUUCGCGGGAGAGCAUCAAAGCCCAAGGGGCCACGGGAGAAGUCUACUGCCCCAGCGGCGAGAAAUGCCCCCUGGUCGGCUCCAACGUGCCUUGGGCCUUUAUGCAGGGCGAGAUCGCCACCAUUUUAGCCGGGGAUGUCAAAGUCAAAAAGGAGAGGGACCCUUAAGAGGCCAGGGCCACAGCCGGACCCCUUCCCUUCCCCUCCCUUCCUCUUGUAGAAUUGUGAAUAGCGACGACAACGACAACAAAAAACCCCGACGGACAGUUCAGCAAAAAGUUUAGUCUUAUGUAUAGACCUUAUUUUCGUCGUAUGUUUCUAUAUUUUGAAACAAAGGUAUGUACCCCUUCUUCAUUUGAAGGAUAGAGCUAUUCUUCUUUUUAAAUCUCCCCCUUUGUUUUUGUUUCAGUUAAAACAAUAUAAUGCUUGCAUCCACACUGUACAGAUAACCCGGUUUGGCACCGCUUUAACUCUUUGUC